Molecule: messenger RNA, 775 nt
Organism: Prorocentrum cordatum
Lineage: Eukaryota; Dinophyceae; Prorocentrales; Prorocentraceae
Source: the annotation of a GenBank genome assembly
GGGGCACAUGGCGCACAUGGCCGCGGUGGCCCUGGGCGGCGCAGGGCUGCAGGGCAUGUGGUCCUACAACCGCAAGAACUACAUGUUCGACGUGCCCCUGCUCCAGAGCAAGGCGUUCCAGAUCCAGAACAUCAACUUCAGCAGAUUCGGCCUCUUCCGGGAAGACAUCCGGGACCUGGCAGCCUACACCACGAACACGCUGGAGAGCUACCUGAUCGUGAACACGCUGCAGCUGGGCUUCAUCAUGUCUGUCGUCUUCAACUUUGACCGCACCAGCCCAGAGUUUGAGCGCCAGAACUUUCCUGAGCGACAGGUCGACAUCAUGGCCACGGGUCACUUCUGCUGCGCGGCGUUCUGGCUCUUCUUGUCCAUCUGGUACUGCAUGCAAGCGGUCGUCCUGUCGCAGUCCUUCACGACAAAGUUCCUGCUGCAGGUCGCCCGCCUGCCCAUACCCAGCGAGGAGGACGUGCACGGCUCCGCGGCGGACUCCCAGGCCUUCGAGGUGAACCUCCGGGAGGCCUUCCGCGUGCCUUUCGUGGGCGGCCUGCUGGGCGACAGCUCCCAGGCGGCCCAGAGGGCCCGCGCGGAGCAGCCCGGCCCGGCCGAGGUGGGAGCGAGGGCCGCGGCGCCAGCAGCGGGCGAGGGGGCGCCGGCGGCGGGGGCCGACGGCAGCGAGUCGCGGGCGCCCUCGCCGCCCGACCAGCCCGAGUGGGUGCUCCGCGUAGGCAGGGGUCUUGUCCCUCGGCGCCCGCGCGGGGGCCGAGCGGUGGCCUGA